Drosophila hydei is the source of this 2128-nucleotide messenger RNA. RefSeq names its product augmin complex subunit dgt6 (gene dgt6). The transcript has 4 exons. Gene Ontology annotation, molecular function: microtubule binding. Gene Ontology annotation, cellular component: mitotic spindle microtubule; HAUS complex. Bases 131 to 2113 code for a protein of 660 amino acids. NCBI's taxonomy places the organism in Eukaryota, Metazoa, Arthropoda, Insecta, Diptera, Drosophilidae. Gene Ontology annotation, biological process: spindle assembly. The record is from RefSeq and is a predicted model, not a curated record.
UACUAAAUAUUUCUGUAUUUAUCGAUAUCUUAAAUUCGAGUUCGAAUUCGCGUCAUCUUGAAAGGAGAGCGGCACAACUGCCGACAUAUUGAAAACAAAGAAAAAGUGUUCAAUAAAACAUAUUAUUAAAAUGGAUCGUACAAUAAUUGCGCCGUGGAAAGCUGAAGAAAAGGAUCUUAGUGAAAAGUUACACCAAAAGCUGAGAGGCUUAGCCUUAAUGCAUUCCAUGAAUGAUGAAAUGAAGAAGUUGUUGUCGUGGGACAUGUUCCUAAAACCCAAUCAGCCCGCCUUUUUUCAAGUAAUGCACUAUCUGUUUCGUAUACUGGAUCCAGCCGAGUUCAAGCGUAGGUUCUUUUGGCCCAUCACCGACAAGAAAGCGGAAGGAAUCUUUCGAGCAACUACCGUUGAUUAUCUGAAGCAUUUGAAUGCGAAACAUAAUCUCAAUUGGACUAACAUUAAGUCGUAUUUGGUUGUCAUGCCGGGUGGAAUGAAGUUCAUCAACUUUAUGUUAGAUCUUGUUGGCUUCGUAAUAAAUGAACAGAUCAAGCAACGGGAGAAAGCUUUGGCCGCUGACUUCGACAUUUCACAAUUUCGUGACUGGAGUGCCGAAAGAAUGGAAAUAGCAAACAAAAUCCGAAAAGACUAUGUUUCGGCAUAUAUUGAAGAGCUGGACGAGAAUACUGCCAAAUUACGCGAGUGUACCCAGAAAAUUAAGGAAAAAUUUAGCGAAAUAUCAUUAGCAACGGGCGUCGACGAAGCGUUGUUGCUUGAUGACAAAUUUCUGAUAGCGUUCGAGGCAUCAAAUCGCCAGAAAUGCGAGGAGCUAAUAACUUUGCAAGCGGCAAGAAUUGCGCAGCUGGAGACUCCACUGAAUGUGCUGAAGGAUAACAUCGAUGAGUUUCAAGCCAAACAGUCGAUCCAAAAGUUAAACAAAGAAGCUGCAAAUAAUGCAUUGCGCGGCAUCCAAAAGUUAUGCGGCAAUAUCAGCCCCAGUGUAACAGCCAAUGUGAACUCCAUGAUGAGCGCUUUCAAUAGCAUUAGCGAGACAAUUGCCGAGCAAUUGGAUGCCAAUGAUCACUGCAACGAAUCCAAUGAAUUUGUUGCCACAGGUCUUGAGACGUUGCGAACCGAACUGCAACAGAUUGAGCAGCAAGUGAGCGAUGUCCAAAAGAGCUUCAAUGCACGCGAUAAGGAACAAAGCAGCAUUAUUAAUGGUAAUGCGUCGGAGGCAUCCAGUUCGCUAGGUAUUGUGCCGACCACACCCUUGCGUCAUUUGGACCCACAUAUUCAUUCCGGCACAUCUGGCCAUCCGUUGCUAAUGAAAUUUGUUUCGACGCCGCCUAUUAAAACGGAUAUGGUCAGUGGCGUGCGCAGUGCGCAUGUGCGCUUGCCGCUGCAGGAUGACUUUAAUGCGAAUCAGUUGGAGACGACGUGCAACAAUCUGUUGGUAGCCGCAGUGCCACGCUCAGCGCGUAAGGUGAAAACAGAGCAUGCUUCUGAACUAAACAACACCACCAAUCGCUCAAAGAUUAUGGAUCCAAUGCAGUUAUUGCGCACCAUAAAUAAAAACUCCAAUAUUGCUAACACGACAGCUAACCUCUCAUCUCUGGGUAGCAAGUGGAAAGCGAUGCAGGCCACUUUUAAUUUUGAUGAGGCUCCAUCCACAAUGCCUACCUCCCCCAAGCCAACUGUUGCUACUGAUCAAUCAGCGUUUACGCCACUCAACUGUAACGAACGCACUCGCAUUGAGCGAGUGCCACAGGCAGCCACUGCUGAUACCAGCAACAAUAAUAGCAACUCGUUAUAUGCUAUAAAGAGCGUUGCCUUGAUGAAAGUAUUGGACGCUUCGCUGAACGUGCAAAAUCUUACCACUUCGCCAUCAGGUCGACUGGAUGCAUUGGUGCCAGGUCCAAUGGCCGAACAGCAAUCCAUACCGCGCUUGCAGCUCAACGAUCAGACAAUAAACGACUCGCAGCAAACGCAGGCUACUAAGGAGGAUAUCGACGAGAAUCAAUUGAAUACGCUGCCGCCCAAAUUUAAUCUUGAUUUUAGUGGCGAAAACGACGACUUGCUGAACAUGAGCGAUAACGUAUUAAAGGAUAUAUCAUUUUAGAUGUCGUAUAUAAAU